Gamsiella multidivaricata is the source of this 1962-nucleotide messenger RNA. Its product is annotated as carotenoid oxygenase. The transcript is spliced from 5 exons. Gene Ontology annotation, molecular function: carotenoid dioxygenase activity. Lineage: Eukaryota; Fungi; Mortierellomycota; Mortierellomycetes; Mortierellales; Mortierellaceae. Gene Ontology annotation, biological process: carotene catabolic process. The record is from RefSeq and is a predicted model, not a curated record. The coding region runs from base 136 to 1737 and encodes 533 amino acids.
AGAAAAGAAGUGCGUCGGUCCUUGUGUCCGCACUCCCUUCGUUCCCGCCCUCUCUUCUCCAAAUUCCUGCAACUCCAUUACUCCACUUCUCUUCAUCGCUCGCACAUCUCAUUCAUUUCGUUCUCUUUCCUCCUCAUGGCUCAUCCUGCUUUUUCGACAGAACAGGCCGCUGCUGGCUGGAAGACACAGACAAGGGAGCAGCUCACCUAUUGGGUGCCCGAGGUCGACAUCAAGGGUCAGCUUCCCAAAGAUCUUAUUGGCACCUUUUUCCGUAAUGGCCCUGGCAACACCAGCGUUGGGAGCACCAAACUGACCCAUCCAAUCGAUGGCGAUGGUCUUGUCGUUGCCCUGUCUUUCACUGGUGAUGGACACGUCCACUUCAACUCUCGCUUUAUCCAGUCGCGGCACCGCGUUGAGGAGCAGACUGCGAAGAAGAUGAUCUACCGUGGUCAGAUGGGGACGGAUCCCAAUAGCUUGAGGGCAAACGUUGCAGCAGUGAUAAAAUCCAAGGUCGGCUGGGAAAAGAGCUCAACUGUGCUCACCUUCAGGAACCCCUCCAACACCAAUGUCUACAUGUGGGAGGGCAAGGUGCUCAGUGCACACGAGACAAGUCUCCCUCACUGUUUGGAUCCUACAACCCUCGAGACCAUUGGCGAAGAGGACCUAGGCGGCACACUGCAGCUCAAGGCGCUAGGCGCCCAUUUCCGCUAUGAUCCAUUCCUCGAUAGGCUGGUCACCAUGUCUGCCAAGGCUGGUGUCAGCCGUCAACCGUCGCUCCAAAUUAACGAGUAUGGCCGUCAGUGGGCCGUCAAGAGCCUCCAAACGUUCCAUAUCCCAGGACUCAACUACGCUCACGACCUCUUACUGAGUAAGAACUUUUACAUCGUCCAGAUCACGCCCUUCGUCAACGUUUCUAAUGCGGACGUCUACAAGUUCUUACUCGGCAUUUCCUCACCUGGGGAUGCGAUGCACUACUAUGAGCAUCUACCCUGUCGUCUUGUCAUCAUUGCGCGCACUCCGCAGGUAGCUGACCAAGUCCUUCGCGGUCGUCAAUGGAUCGAAGCCGACAUUCCGGAGCCUUGCCAUAUCUUCCACUUUGGCAAUGUUCAGGAAAUCUACGAGAGUGAUCGUGUAGUCGGUUUGGAUCUGACUGCAGUCUGCCUGGGUAAAAAAUUCACGAUGGAGUUUGAGAACAAAACCUGGCUCAGCAACGCUUCUAAAGCUCCUGGCCUUUUGACAGGAUUCAAGGUUCGAUUUGGAGACAGUGAUAUCCCAUUGGUUCACCAGACUGUGCUCCAUCCCGCCUCGGUCGAGUUCCCCAUAGUGCAUCCCUACCGUCAUGGGCUGGAUACUCGCUACACAUAUAUGAUGGCCUCGAGUGAUCUUAAGCGCCCACAUUGUUUUACUGCAGUCCUGAAGCACGAUCUUCAUGGCAAGGGUACCAAGUUCUGGCAGAGCGAGGGUGUCACAGGCGAGCCAUGUUUCAUCCCUCGUGGCGGGUAUGCUACAGUUGGAAAGGAGGAUACACGCGCAGAGGACGAUGGCUUCGUGGUUGUCCAGGUCUUUCACCCCAAGAAGCAGACAACGGACUUUGCAGUGCUGGAUGCUCAAACCAUGGAGCUGCUGGCGACGAUCGGGCUCAAACAUCAUGUACCAUUCGGCUUUCAUGGCACGUUUACACCGGAGCUCUUUGUUCAGGGUCCUGCACCUCCAAGCCUGGUCAGAGCCAAGAUCUAGGCACGCGAAGCAGUUCGCACAAUUUCAACAAUGAUUCCUGAUGCAACUAAACAUAGUAGUGGUCCGACUCAAUUUCAGUUCCCAUAGCCUUAAAAAAAGUGCAUUAACCUUAAUACCUUAAUUUUUAAAAACACUCUGAGUUCAGAUGGCAGGGCUUUACAGCGCGUUUCCAUCAUUUAUUUUGAAGGAUGUACGUACAUCGCUACAAAACUUUGUCAUUUCUUC